AUUUAACGACAGUGAACCUCUCAGACUGAAGCAAAACUUUGAAAUGGUUGCUAAAAAUGUAGACGCUUCACUGUAGUUAGUGAAGUGAGUUAGCAAGUCAGGGUUUCGUUUUUUGGACAGCCCAGGUUGUGAAGUGGGGGGCGGUCUAGCCUAGAUAUUCUCCUCUAGAUGGCCAGUCAUCUUUCAAGACCUCUCUUUGCCUCGCUUGCAUCGGCAGCAGGUGUUAUCAUACAAUGAUAACGAGUCGCGAGAGCCAAGGCAUAUCGCUCUACAAUAUUCACUCAUAUACUAUUGUGGAUGCGGAGGAACCGUUGAGUUGAGGACGGAGUCAACACACGAAUAAGGUGUAGCCUUCAGUAGCUUGACCAGUUUUACGUGACCCUAACCUAUCACAGGGUGCAGCACUUAAGUGGGUGGAGUCAUCUGAAGGAGUGACCAAUGAGUCCCUUCGCUUGCUGGGUGACCUUCUGUUCUCUGCCUAUCUGGUGGAUCGUCCUGCUGCACAUCUCUGAACAGAGGGUCAAUGCUGGAGAGACGCUGGGCACGUGUGACGGCAGAGACUGCUCAGUGUGCAGCUGUCUCCCCGCCAAGGGAGCCCGGGGGGCCCCAGGGAAGCUGGGGGAGCAGGAGCCACAGGGCCCAGAUGGUAUCAGGGGCUCCGCAGGGCCUCACGGAGAGAAGGGGAGGAGGGGCUUCGAGGGACCACCUGGGCUAUGAUGGAAAAAAAGGG
Salvelinus sp. IW2-2015 is the source of this 730-nucleotide messenger RNA. RefSeq names its product collagen alpha-4(IV) chain-like. Lineage: Eukaryota; Metazoa; Chordata; Actinopteri; Salmoniformes; Salmonidae. The record is from RefSeq and is a predicted model, not a curated record.